Messenger RNA from Anguilla anguilla (European eel), 1288 nucleotides. RefSeq lists its product as uncharacterized. Bases 208 to 1248 code for a protein of 346 amino acids. Gene Ontology annotation, molecular function: estradiol 17-beta-dehydrogenase [NAD(P)+] activity. Gene Ontology annotation, cellular component: cytoplasm. Lineage: Eukaryota; Metazoa; Chordata; Actinopteri; Anguilliformes; Anguillidae. The record is from RefSeq and is a predicted model, not a curated record. Gene Ontology annotation, biological process: estrogen biosynthetic process. The transcript has 5 exons.
GCUGCAAUGUGUGCUUCACACCAUGUGUGCGGCUUUAAUUUGCUCAGUAAUCCUGUGUCCAGGUGGAGAGGGCUGCAUCCCUGAAAUCCACCUUCAGCUGAGUCAGAUACCAGAGGAUUAAGGGCUGGAUGCUCAGAGCCUCCCCUGAAUCUUUCACAUUUUCCCUUGAGAGCAGAUACACACACACACACACACUCAGACGUUACCAUGAACCAGAAGGUUGUUCUCAUCACUGGCUGCUCCUCUGGCAUCGGCCUGUCUCUGGCAGUCCGCAUCGCAAUGGAUGAAAAAAAGAGAUUCAUGGUGUAUGCUACCAUGAGGAACCUCAGUAAAGGGGGGCCCCUGGUGGAAGCAGCAGGCCGGACACUGGGAAGGACCCUGGAAAUAAAACAGCUGGAUGUGUGCAAUGAGAAGUCCAUCAAGGCUUGUGUGGAUAGCAUCCCAGAGAGGAGAAUCGACAUCCUCAUUAGCAAUGCUGGGAUGGGUCUGAUUGGGCCCAUCGAGUGCCAGACCAUAGAGGAAAUGAAGACCGUCAUGGACACCAACUUCUUUGGCCUGGUGCGUCUCCUGAAGGAGAUUCUCCCAGACAUGAAGAGGAGGAAGAGUGGUCAUAUCGUGGUCAUCAGCAGUGUCAUGGGCAUUCAGGGUGAGAGAGACUGCAAUGAGGAUUGUGUUUCAAAUGUCUUAGAAGCAAAGCAAAGUUUUGUUUUAAUGGGGUAUUGUCUUAUUUCCACAGGCAUAUUGUUUAAUGACAUUUAUGCAGCAUCCAAAUUUGCUGUAGAGGGGUUCUGUGAGAGCCUGGCUGUCCAAGCAUUGAGGUUCAAUCUAAACAUAAGCCUCAUUGAGCCUGGCCCAGUGGUGACAGAAUUUGAGCGCAAAGUCUAUGAAGAAGGCAUGAAGACGGACUUAUCAAAAGCAGACAAAGUGACAGCUGACAUGUUUACCAACAUCUACCUGAAGAACUAUAAUCAGAUCUUUUCCAGUCUUGGACAGACACCAGAGGACAUAGCAGAGCACACACACAAGAUCAUCACCAUGGAAAAUCCACCAUUCCGUCACCAAACCAACACCCUGUACACGCCCAUGACAACCCUGAAAUAUGCUGACCCUAAUGGUGAUCUGCCCAUCGAUACCUUCUACAAGAUGGUGUUUGAGCAUGAUAAAGUCUUCAACGCCAGCCUCAAUUUCCUCAAGCUGCUCCGCUGGAGGAGUCGCAAGAGCUUUACUCUGGACAAACCUCAAUCAUAGAGCUUUACUGUUCUUCAGUUUAUCUUGCACUGUUAUUUAA